AUGAAGAAAUCUCCACUAGCUGAUCAUGCAAUCACGACUUCAGUCAAGUCAACUUCGACGCCUCUCACGAUAGUAUUCUCAAACUAUCCGUGCAGAAAACAUCAAGGAGUCGGAGUCAACCCUCAUGCCAAAAAUCUUCUGUCAAACGAAGUUAGAGAAGGAUUGUUCAAGGAAAAGAGGAAGCUUGAAACUCUUCAACGAGAGAGGAAGUUGAAAACUCUUCGACGAGGUAGCCAGAUCUCCAAGUACAAGCACAUCGCAAUGGAAAGGAGUCAAGCUGAUCGGAAUUCACUGGAGGACGUCUAUAAGUCAAGGAGACAAGCUCAGCUGAAGUUGAGCGAAUCACCAUUAACCUGGACACCAGCCAACUCUGACAGCACCUUCAUGAUGUCUUCAACGCAGAUUCAAAUCGUCAUCGUUUGGCAUAAUAUUCACUCAAGAACCAACGCAAGGAUUCAAGACGACAGUCAUGGACCAAAGGAGUCAAACGUCUUCAUGCAAGAAGGACAAGCAGUCGGAACUCAGCGAAUGUUGAGGUUUCGAAAGACAAGGAGAAAUCUGCCAGAAGGUUCGAGAGCAAUCGAAGGACCAGCUCAGCAGAUCAAUCGAAAUCUCAUCGAUCGAAACCAAAAGCCUGAAGAACUUGGUUCUCAAGUUAAAAACCUGACAGUGAGAAGUCAGGAGUAUCUGACAGUGAGAAGUCAGGAAGGGAAGAACCAUCCAUCUGUGAAGGAGGUUCUGCCCAGGAGAAGCGCAGCCAUGAAAAUGGUUGCCAUCCACAUCUUACAAAGCCAACAAAGUCAAAGGACGCCAACAGGAGUCAAAAGACCAAGACAAGCAAAGGGAUAA
Caenorhabditis remanei is the source of this 849-nucleotide messenger RNA. RefSeq lists its product as uncharacterized. The transcript is spliced from 5 exons. Lineage: Eukaryota; Metazoa; Nematoda; Chromadorea; Rhabditida; Rhabditidae. The record is from RefSeq and is a predicted model, not a curated record. Bases 1 to 849 code for a protein of 282 amino acids.